Messenger RNA from Penicillium pulvis, 1776 nucleotides. RefSeq lists its product as uncharacterized. The record is from RefSeq and is a predicted model, not a curated record. Gene Ontology annotation, molecular function: amino acid transmembrane transporter activity. Bases 1 to 1776 code for a protein of 591 amino acids. Lineage: Eukaryota; Fungi; Ascomycota; Eurotiomycetes; Eurotiales; Aspergillaceae. Gene Ontology annotation, biological process: amino acid transmembrane transport. The transcript is spliced from 2 exons. Gene Ontology annotation, cellular component: vacuolar membrane.
AUGGCCGGUAUUAUUUCCGCUGCCAAUAUUGGUGGCGUGGCCGACCCUCGUCUUGGGAAUGAGGCUGAUAUUAUCGGCACCAAGAAAGAGCACGAGGUUGAUCUGCACCAUGAAUUGGAACCUCCUAACUUGAACGGUCCCGGCAGUAUCUACUUGGACUCCAGCAUCACUUUUGAGAAUUAUCAUUACUGGGCCAACCGAUCCCGUGAAGCUGAGAAGUUUAUUCGUACCGACAAUGUAGGCUUCUCGGCAAUGGGUAAUCUCCUCCGCAAACGCAAGGACAAACGGGAAAUAGCAGCCGCCGAGCUCACUGAGCCCACUGAGCCCGAGCCUGUCCCUGAGAUGGCUCUCACCGACGAGAAGACACCCGCUGCGGAUGCACCAAGAAGCGAUGAAGGGUCAGACAAAUGGGGUGUCACUGAGACGGAAUGGGAAACAGCACAGAGAGCUGCCCGUACCGCCACCUGGGGAUCAAUCUUCUAUCUGAUCACCACUGAUAUCUUGGGUCCUACCAACGUGCCUUAUGCCAUCAGCAGAAUGGGAUACGGCCCUGGUUUUGCGCUCUACACUGCCUUCGGUCUGCUGGCUGCCUACUCCGGUCUCCAGCUGUGGCGUAUCUUUGUCGGUCUUGAUUCCACUCGUUUCCCCAUGCGUAACUACGGUGAUGUCGCAUUCCGUGUGUUUGGCUCCUGGGCCCGCAUUGGUGUCAACAUCCUGCAAAGUUUCCAAUUCUUCCUCAACGUUGCGUUGUUGAUUGAGAGUAACGGACAAGGUCUGGCACAGAUGGUUGCUGGUGUGAACAACACCGGUGGUUUCCUCUGCUUUAUCGCCGCCGAAGUCAUUUUCAUGGUCAUUGGAUUUGUCCUCGGACAGAUCCGAACCCUGCAACGCCUUUCUUGGUUGGCCAACCUCGCCAUUUGGGGCAACGUCGUCGUUAUCAUCAUUACUAUGGUUGUUGUCUACAAGUACCCUCCCAACUACUCCGCCGUGUACACCAGCUACGGUAUCGAGAAGGGCCCAAUCGUCACCAGCGCCAACUGGGCUGCGGGCUACGGCCUCGAGGACCGUAUCACCGCCAUGAUGAAUGCUGUCUUCGCCUACGGUGGUGCUACGCUCUUCAACGAGUUGAUGGCCGAGAUGAGACGUCCCAUGGAUUUCUGGAAGGGCUUCAUCAUCGCUGAGGUCUUCAUCUACGUUUGCUACCUGGUCAACGGAAUGGUUGUCUACGCCGCUCAGGGACAAUUCGUCUACAACCCUGCUUAUGAGGGAAUUCCCAACACCCCUGGUGCAUAUCGUUACCAGACGGCGUGUAAUGCCAUCUCCUUCGUCACCGGUGCCAUCGCAGCCCUGCUCAAGAUUGGCAAGUGGAUCUGGGUUGCCGUUGUGCCUAUCUACUGGAUCCUUGCCUGGAUCGUUGCUGCCGCCAUUCCCCAGAUUAGCAACCUGACCUCGUUCGUCGGUGCCGCCUGUAUUCUGCAGUUCUCCUACACCUUCCCUCCCAUUCUCCUGAUCGGCUACCACGUCCAGAAGGAUGCUAUGCUUCCCGAGGAGGUGUUCAACCCUCGCACUGGCAUUGCCCAGCGUGUGGAUCACGGUGUGAAGCGCUGGAUCCGUGGUUACAAGAAGAAAUUUUGGUGGAACACCUUCGACCUGAUCUAUGCUCUUGCUGCUCUUGCUACUGCUGGUCUUGGUAUCUGGGCGUCCGUUAUGUCGAUGAAUGCCACUUUCAAGACUACUACGCUCACUCCUUUCUCCUGCACUAACCCUGCUGGUUGA